This is a messenger RNA of Histoplasma capsulatum G186AR, 876 nucleotides long. RefSeq lists its product as uncharacterized. Bases 1 to 876 code for a protein of 291 amino acids. The transcript has a single exon. NCBI's taxonomy places the organism in Eukaryota, Fungi, Ascomycota, Eurotiomycetes, Onygenales, Ajellomycetaceae. The record is from RefSeq and is a predicted model, not a curated record.
AUGAGCUAUACCAUUAUUUUACAUACUCAUUUCACAGACUCAAAUCAUCGCAUUGUCGUCCAGUUCCGAAGCGACAAGCAAGACCUUUUCGGAGUCACCGAAGCUAGCCACAUUCAUGGACCUAUUGUACCUCUGGUAACAUACCAGGGCAUGUAUGAAGGGCUCUUUGUGUAUACAUCACCUUUUGUAGAAGGGACACCUUAUAUCAGUGUUUUGAUGACUUCCGAGGAUUUCCAACUACCUCUUCAGAAGAAGAUGACGACUGCCAUGGACCUUGCAGAUCUCGUCACUCGAGGAGCCAGAACGAACACUGCCCUAUCUGACACUGCUCUAUCCGACCUCGCUUCUACCCUUGAGAGAAUCCAACAUACGGUCAGUAAUUACAUUUUUCGACAUACAACCCUCAGAAACAAAAUUUUUGCUUGCAUCAGCAAGCUCUUACUACAGCUACCCAAUCUUACUACCCUCCCCGUCACCCUUACCCACCAGGAUCUCGCCCCAUUCAAUUGCCUUAUCGACGAUUCUACGGGUCGGGUGCAGGCUGUACUAGACUGGAAUGGUUCUCUUUACCUCCCAGCUGGGUCGAAUUUCCAUUUUAUGGAUAGCCUUUUCGGGUUUAUGACCCCAAGAGGUUGGCAAGACACAGAAGACCGUCAGGAACUAGAGACAGCGUUUUAUGAUCGGGUUCUGGCUAAUCUUGCUGCGCAGGGAUUUGAAGAAAUAAAAAAAGAGCAACUGGAGUCGCAAAAGGCGAUUGGAAUGUUAUUGUAUGGUGUGGAGCGACUUCUCAUGUUCAAAGACGAACGAGCUGAGCACUAUCUAGAUGGAUAUCUUCGAAGUUUAUCUUUCAUGAAUGGAUUCUUGUUGUCGUAUUAG